AUGGCCAUUUCUGCAUCUUUUGUGCUUUUUGUCUUAGUAGUUAUAGUUCUUUUCCUCCUUAUUGGAAAGAGAAAGCUUAGUAGACUCACUAGCCUGAAAAAGAAAGUUGUAGUGACCUUUGCAUAUGCUCCAACUAAACUAAAUUACGACAACGUGGUUAGAGCAAUUGAGAAUUUCAGUAUCCGCAACCUAAUUGGCACAGGAGGCUUUGGGUCAACUUACAAGGUAGAAUUGGACCCAAGCUUCCUUGCAGUUGUGAAGAGGCUCUCAAUUGGUAGAUUUCAAGGCAUUCGGCAGUUUAAUGCAGAGAUACGACCUUUAGAAAGAAAAUUCGGCAUAAGAACCUUUGGAAAUCUUGAAACCUUCAUACAUGAAAGGUCAGGCAACAAUGUAGAAUGGUCAGUGAUCCACAAGAUAGCUAUUGACAUGGCCCAAGCUUUGUCUUUCCUUCAUUACUCUUGUGUUUCCCGCAUAGUUCAUCAUGACAUCAAGCCUAGCAACAUCUUACUUUAUGAGGAGUUUAAUGCAUACCUGUUAGACUUUAGAUUAGCUCAGCUUCUAGAAGUUUUUGAGACCCAUGCUACCACAGUUAUAACAAGCGCAUUUGGGUAUGUUGCACCAGAAUAUGCAACCACUUGCAGGGUUUCUGACAAGGCAGAUGCUUAUAGUUUUGGGAGAUCUCUAAUUUUAAAGUGUGAAACACAGUUAAAUGCAUCUUCUUGGUCAAUAGCAGAGAAUCAGACAUUUGCAUCUUUGACUGGAACCUAUAACUUGAAAUCCAUUUCUGCAAUAGUGCCCAUAGAUAUGAUAAUUAAUGUAACAAUCAAUCAGCAUGUUGUUGAGGCAGCAGAGCAUAUAGGAAGCCUUAUGUCGGUAUUGGCAGUGUAA
Messenger RNA from Camellia sinensis, 888 nucleotides. The record is from RefSeq and is a predicted model, not a curated record. NCBI's taxonomy places the organism in Eukaryota, Viridiplantae, Streptophyta, Magnoliopsida, Ericales, Theaceae.